UGACAUCCGUCAAAAUAAAAUAGCGUGGCUGGCUUGCUUGCUUAGCUGCCGCUUUUUGUUGUUUUUGUGAAAUACGACAUGAAAAUUCAAUUUUAGGGACCAAGUAAAAUACGAUUAGAUGUACAAUGGCGGGCGUGUUAUUUGAAGAUAUUUUCAACGUAAAAGACAUGGACCCUGAGGGAAAGAAAUUCGAUCGAGUUAGCCGGCUACACUGUGAAUCUGAAUCGUUCAAAAUGGACUUGAUUUUAGACAUAAAUUCCUGGAUAUAUCCGAUGGAAUUGGGUGAUAAAUUUAGAUUAGUGCUUGCUACGACGUUGAGAGAGGACGGUUACCCCGACGGCGGUGAAUGGAACCCUUUAGAGACCGAGGGAAAUCGUGCUGAUAGUUUUGAGUAUGUCAUGUCGGGGAAAGUGUAUAGGAUAGAAGGUGACGAAGCAGCAAUGGAGCCUGCCUCUCGGUUAGCUGCGUACGUGUCAUUCGGAGGCCUCCUCAUGCGGUUACAAGGGGACGCCAACAACUUGCACGGGUUUGAGGUCGACCAGCACAUGUACUUGUUGAUGAAGAAAUUAGCUUUUUAAGAGAAACAAUUUUGUAUAAAAUAAAUCUAUUGAUAAUGUUGGCUAAAGUUUUUGUGCUGCAUAAAACUUUAAAAUACUUUUUAGUAGAGAUAUGUUCACAUUUCAAUUAUAAUUAACAGCAUAUAUUCCUACCGCUUGCAAGUGUUGCCAGGAGAAAAUUUGUGGAAACUGCCAAGAUGUACAAUGGGCUUCAUAUAGUUUGAUACAUGUAUGAAACAAUGUAGGUAUACUUUUGAUACAUAAUGUAAUGUAAGUUAUUAAAAAAAUACUAAGAAUUA
Messenger RNA from Amyelois transitella, 856 nucleotides. It is a transcript of the gene Rpb8, whose product is annotated as DNA-directed RNA polymerases I, II, and III subunit RPABC3. The transcript is spliced from 2 exons. Gene Ontology annotation, molecular function: DNA-directed RNA polymerase activity. Gene Ontology annotation, cellular component: RNA polymerase I complex; RNA polymerase III complex; RNA polymerase II, core complex. The coding region runs from base 126 to 578 and encodes 150 amino acids. The record is from RefSeq and is a predicted model, not a curated record. Lineage: Eukaryota; Metazoa; Arthropoda; Insecta; Lepidoptera; Pyralidae. Gene Ontology annotation, biological process: DNA-templated transcription.